Sardina pilchardus (European sardine) is the source of this 2424-nucleotide messenger RNA. It is a transcript of the gene guf1, whose product is annotated as GTP binding elongation factor GUF1. Gene Ontology annotation, molecular function: GTPase activity; mitochondrial ribosome binding; GTP binding. The transcript has 17 exons. Gene Ontology annotation, cellular component: mitochondrion. The coding region runs from base 260 to 2308 and encodes 682 amino acids. Gene Ontology annotation, biological process: positive regulation of translation. NCBI's taxonomy places the organism in Eukaryota, Metazoa, Chordata, Actinopteri, Clupeiformes, Clupeidae. The record is from RefSeq and is a predicted model, not a curated record.
CUGCGUGAUUGUCACACUGAAUUUUACUGAGCACUUGAAACCUUCAAGAAACGCUUCUAAUUAAAUUGAUUUACUAAAAUUGUCAACGAUAAGCAUUAGCGAUACGGAAUGCCUUUCUGAUAUCGGGCUCCUGUUAUCUCAGACAUCCCCGAGUAGUUUUAUGCUAAGGUUACACAAGGAGAGAGAGCUGUCAAAGUGUUAGCUGGGAUUAGCUGCCUUGGCUUGUCAUUAUGGUAGCUAGGUAGCAAACGCUCAAAACAUGCAGUUACUUAUAUUUAAUAAUCGUGGGCAGGUUAUGCCCUUGAUGACACGUUUUCUUGAUUUGAAAAUAUGCACGAUUAGAAGACGUAGGCCUAUUCAGGCUUACAGUACCGUAUGCACACUGAUUAGGCACCGGUGGAUGAAAAGUGCAGUGGUGUAUCUACCAGAACAGCUUUCCAAAGGUUACAGCUCCAGUGUCGAAAAGGGAGGCAUUGACAUGUCGAAGUUCCCUGUCGACAAGAUAAGGAAUUUCAGUAUCAUCGCCCACAUCGAUCACGGGAAGAGCACAUUAGCUGACAGGCUAUUGGAGAUAACAGGGGCCAUUGUAAAAACUGAGAAAAAUAAGCAAGUGCUUGAUAAGCUACAGGUGGAGCGUGAGAGAGGCAUCACAGUCAAGGCCCAAACUGCCUCCUUGUUCUACAAACACCAAGAUGAAACAUACCUACUCAAUCUCAUUGACACACCAGGUCAUGUUGACUUCAGCUAUGAAGUGUCACGGUCCAUUUCUGCUUGCCAAGGAGUUCUUCUUGUUGUUGAUGCCAACCAGGGGAUUCAAGCUCAGACGGUGGCCAACUUCUACUUGGCAUUUGAGGCCCAGCUUGCUAUCAUCCCGGUUAUAAACAAGAUUGACCUUAAAAACGCUGAUCCGGAGAGGGUGGAGAAGCAGAUUGAGAAGGUCUUUGACAUCCCAAAGGAGGAGUGCAUUAGGAUCUCUGCCAAGCAGGGCACUAAUGUCGAACAAGUUCUCCAGGAGGUCGUGAAAAGGAUCCCCCCGCCCACUGCCAAAAAGGAGGAUCCCCUCCGAGCCUUAGUGUUUGACUCCACGUUUGACCACUACAGGGGGGUCAUCGCCAACAUUGCUCUCUUUGGGGGCCGAGUGUCUAAAGGGGAUAAGAUUGCGUCUGCCCACUUGGGUAAAACCUACGAAGUGAAUGAGCUUGGUAUCCUGAGACCUGAUGAGCGUCCUACAAACACACUGUAUGCGGGUCAGGUGGGAUAUAUCAUUGCUGGGAUGAAAGAGGUUAAAGAAGCUCAAAUUGGAGACACGCUUUAUCACCAUAAACAACCGGUGGAACCCCUGCCAGGAUUCAAACCAGCCAAAGCCAUGGUAUUCGCUGGGAUGUACCCCACGGACCAGUCUGAGUACAUGGCCUUGCGGGGGGCCGUGGAGAAGCUGACCCUCAAUGACUCCAGUGUGACGGUGCAAAGAGACAGCAGUCUGGCUUUGGGUGCCGGAUGGAGAUUGGGCUUUCUGGGCCUGCUGCAUAUGGAGGUGUUUAACCAACGCUUGGAGCAGGAGUACAACGCCUCGGUCAUCGUGACGGCACCCACUGUGCCUUACAAAGCGGUCCUCACCGCGGCCAAGCUCAUUAAGGAGUAUGGGCAAGAGGAAAUCACCAUAGUGAAUCCUGCCCAGUUCCCCGACAAGUCUCUGGUGUCAGAGUACCUGGAACCAAUGGUUCUUGGCACCAUUAUUGCCCCUGAUGAUUUCACUGGCAAAAUUAUGACAAUGUGCCUGAAUCGCAGAGCUACUCAAAAGAACAUGAUUUACAUUGAUGAGCACCGAGUCAUGAUGAAGUACAUCUUUCCCCUCAAUGAGAUUGUGGUGGAUUUCUACGACAGUCUCAAGUCGAUGUCCUCAGGAUACGCUAGUUUUGACUACGAGGACGCCGGCUAUCAGACGGCGAAUUUGAUUAAGAUGGACUUCCUCUUAAAUGGGAGACCAGUGGAGGAACUCACCACCAUUGUGCACAAAGACAAGGCCUACAGCAUGGGAAAGGCCAUGUGUGAACGGCUGAAGGACUCCAUUCCCAGGCAGAUGUUUGAGAUUGCUGUCCAGGCGGCCAUUGGGAGUAAGGUCAUCGCUAGAGAAACGAUCAAAGCAUACAAGAAGAAUGUUUUGGCAAAAUGUUAUGGAGGAGACAUCACACGAAAAAUGAAACUGCUGAAAAAGCAGUCAGAGGGGAAGAAGAAGAUGCGUCGCAUUGGGAAUGUAGAGGUCCCCAAAGAUGCAUUUAUUAACGUUUUAAAACGGAAGGACAAAUAACACAUUAAAGAAGGAUGUUCUCAAGAUGCGCUCUAUCACAGAACCACUGUGCAUGAUGCAAUGGAACAUGACCUCUGAACUUUGACAUCAUCAUAUGAUGUGCUGAUGAGGCUGCU